This is a messenger RNA of Penicillium antarcticum, 702 nucleotides long. RefSeq names its product putative haloalkanoic acid dehalogenase. The record is from RefSeq and is a predicted model, not a curated record. The transcript has a single exon. NCBI's taxonomy places the organism in Eukaryota, Fungi, Ascomycota, Eurotiomycetes, Eurotiales, Aspergillaceae. Bases 1 to 702 code for a protein of 233 amino acids.
AUGUCACUCAAAGACUACCGUCUCCUCUGCUUCGACGUCUACGGCACGCUAAUAGACUGGGAAGGCGGCAUCCUCACUGCUCUUGAACCACUCCUCUCAAACGCAACAACCCAAUUCACCCGUGAGCAUCUCUUAACAGUCUUCCACGAACUUGAAAGCAUCCAGCAAAAGUCAACCCCAGAAAUGCCCUACUCAACCCUCCUAGCAACAAUCCACCCAAUCCUCGCCACCCGCCUAGGACUAGAAUCUCCCAGCAAAGAAGAAAGCCAAGUAUUCGGCGACUCAGUCGGAUCAUGGCCCGCCUUCCCAGAUACAGUAGACGCCUUGCGCCGUCUAUCAAAGCACUACAAGCUGGUCGUCCUCUCAAACGUGGACCGGGCCUCGUUCGCUAAAUCUAAUAGCGGGAGUCUACAGGGUGUACCAUUUGAUAUGGUGAUCACUGCACAGGAUAUCGGCAAUUAUAAGCCCGAUCUACGCAAUUUCAAGUAUAUGCUCGCAGCCGUGGAAAAAGAAUUUGGAAUUCGUCCCGCACAGGUCUUGCAGACUGCCCAGAGUCAGUUCCAUGAUCAUCAGCCUGCGAAGAGGGUGGGGAUUCACUCAGUCUGGAUUGAGAGGCCUGGGGCUACGAUGGGGAAUCUGGAGGAGCCGAUUUUUGAUUGGCGGUUUGGGACUCUUGGGGAGAUGGCUGAUGCUCUAGAGUGA